ACUGAAGAAGUAGAGGAAGUGACUAUAAUGGAUUGUUGACUACUAACAGUAAUAGGCUACUUAUUUUUGAUCAAAGCUGAGGUAUAGGGUUUACGGAUUCUACUAAGAGAAGGAAAAUACUACGCAAAGGGAAGAGAAGAAGGAAGCGGUGUUACAGAUGCCAAGUGCCAUGAAAUACCAAAGAAGAAAAAGAGUCACAAGUACUCGAAGCCUGCAUGAGGAGGUCUUCUGUGUAAAAUGUCUUUUGCUUUGCAAUCCGACAAAGCAGUAUCAAAAAUAUCAGUCCUUAUUUCCAACAACAAGCAAAUAUCUUCAACAGAAGUGGGACAAUGCUUCAUAUGAUUUACACAGGCAAAAGGUUAAGGGUGCUAAUCCAUCAGUAAACACUGCUCCACCAAAAACCCAUGGUCAUCUGGUUCAGAAGUUGAAGAAACGACAGCUCGAGGAGGAGAGGGCACUUGUGAUUCAGAGGGAAAAUUUUAUGCUCUUAGAAAAAAUAGGAAACAUCAUAAGGACAAAUGGAGAAACUGACUGUUGGAAUGACUCUGAAAAGAAAAGACCAACAAAGGAGUAUCAGACAUAUCGCUCUUUGUUUCCAACAAAAAGCAGAUAUCUUCAGCAGAAAUGGGACAAUGCGAAAUAUGAUUUACACAGGAGAAAGGUCAAGUGUGCUAAUCCAACAGUUAACACUACUUCACCAAAAACCCAUGGUCAUCUGGUUCAGAAGUUGAAGAAACAACAGCUUGAGGAGGAGAGGGCAAUGGAGAUUCAGAGGGACAAUCAUAUUCUCUUGGAAAAAAUAUCAAACAUUGUGAGGACAAAUGGAGAAACUGACUGUUGGAAUGACUCUGAAAAGAAAAGGCCAACAAAGGAGUAUCAGACAUAUCAGUCAUUGUUUCCCACAAAAAACAAAUAUCUUCAGCAGAAAUGGGACAAUGCUACAUAUGAUUUACACCGGAGAAAGGUUCAGUCUGCUAGUCCUGCAAUAAACGCUGCUCCACCCAAAACCCAUGGUCAUCUGAUUCAGAAGUUGAAGAAAAGACAGCUUGAGGAAGAGAGGGCACUGGAGAUUCAGAGGGAAAAUACUCAUCUCAUGGAAAAAAUAUCACACAUCAUAAGGACAAAAGGAGGAGUUGACUGUUGGAAUGACGCUGAAAAGAAAAGGUCAACAAAGGAGUAUCAGACAUAUCAAUCAUUGUUUCCCACAAAAAACAAAUAUCUUCAGCAGAAAUGGGACAAGGCUACGUAUGAUUUACACCGGAGAAAGGUUGAGUGUGCUAAUCCAGCACUAGAUGCUACUGCACCAAAAACCCAUGGUCAUCUGGUUCAGAAGUUAAAGAAACAACAGCUCGAGGGGGAGAGGGCAGUGGAGAUUCAGAGGGAAAAUGAUAUUCUCAUGGAAAAAAUAUUGAACAUUAGGAAAGCAAGUGGAGAAACGGACUGUUGGAAUGACGCUGAAAAGAAAAGGCCAACAAAGGAGUAUCAGACAUAUCAGUCAUUGUUUCCCACAAAAAACAAAUAUCUUCAGCAGAAAUGGGACAAUGCUACAUAUGAUUUACACCGGAGAAAGGUUAAUUCUGCUAGUCCAGCAAUAAACGCUACUCCACCAAAAACCCAUGGUCAUCUGGUUCAGAAGUUAAAGAAAAAACAGCUUGAGGAGGAGAGGGCAACGGCGAUUCAGAGAGAAAAUUUUCAUCUCUUGGAAAAAAUAUCAAACAUCAUAAGGACAAAUGGAGGAGUUGACUGUUGGAAUGACUCUGAAAAGAAAAGGCCAACAAAGGAGUAUCAGUCAUACCGGUCAUUGUUUCCCACAAAAAGCAGAUAUCUUCAGCAGAAAUGGGACAAUUCUACAUAUGAUUUACACAGGAGAAAGGUUAAGUCUGCUAAUCCAACAAUAAAUAAUGCUGCACCAAAAACCCACGGUCAUCUGAUUCAGAAGGCAAAGAAACAACAGCUCGAGGAGGAGAGGGCACUGGUGAUUCAGAGGGAUAAUGCUAUUCUUUUGGACAAAAUAUCAAACACCAUGAACACAAAUGGAGGAGUUGACUGCUGGAAUGAUGACUAUAUGCUGUGCAGGUAUCACUAUAAUAUGAAGAGCUGGCAUGAGGACUGGCUCAAAACUCAAGAGUUGAUGGACAACAUUGCCCCCAGUGCAACAUCACAAAAGCAACAGGGGCAACAGAAACCUGGGAAGCAGAGCAGUGGUUUUGAUAAAGAAGAAAACACAGAUGCAACCACGUGGAGCCCUGCAAGCAACAACACAACUGACAAGGCAGAUUCUGAAGGAAAUUACACAAAAACAGAAACCAGCAGGACACAAGCUACAGAGAAUUGAUGCAUCAGGCCAUUGAUACACACCCCUGAGCCUGAUAUAGACAUCCACCACACAGAUUCAUGUGACAUUUCUUCUUCUGACACACACACACACACACACACCCAAACAAGAGUAGGAAACAGUCAAAGGAAAGAGAAGAAAAACGUCAGUUACGGGUGCCAACAACAAAAACAAGGAGCGACAUGCAUAUAAGAAGCACGAAACGCGAUGUUGAUCAGUUACAGUUUUCUGCACAGUAGACCAUAACAAACAUUUUAGACAAGAACAACGUUGACGCCAGAAACAGAUCACAGUAUAGUAUGGCAGUCUGAAUGUUUUGUACUAUUCUAGUCUAAAAUUGACUGUAGUACUUUGUAUAUGCUGUUUUUAAACAUAAUGUGGAUGACGAAAUAUGAAUAAAAAGUCAAAAUACA
This is a messenger RNA of Solea solea (common sole), 2748 nucleotides long. RefSeq names its product CFAP97 domain containing 2 (gene cfap97d2). The record is from RefSeq and is a predicted model, not a curated record. NCBI's taxonomy places the organism in Eukaryota, Metazoa, Chordata, Actinopteri, Pleuronectiformes, Soleidae. Bases 158 to 2335 code for a protein of 725 amino acids. The transcript is spliced from 19 exons.